AAACAAGAGGAGGAGGAGGAGGAGGAGGACGUGUCAUCCAGUAAACUAGAAGACGCGUCAAAGAUCUGAUGGUGGACUGUAGAUGGGAAAUCUACUUGUCUAUAUUCUUCAUAGGUCGAGACACCGAGCUUGCCUGGAUCCCACGAGUUCUACCAGGGCUUCCGAGAUGAGGAUAAAGGAAAUGUUCAAUUUGGCGUGGGUGCCCUCCAUCCUCAUGCUCGGGGUGGUCUACGUGACCUACGUGCUGAUCGGCGGGGUGGUUUUCUGGAAGCUGGAGGGGGAUCUCGGUCAAAAGGACAUCGGUCUCCUGCUGCUGAACAAAAAGACGCUGCUCACGAGGUACAGCUGUCUGAACCAAGAAGGCCUGGAGGCGGUGGCUCAGGUUGUUCAAGAGGCGUCCAAAGCGGGCCUAAGUUUGAAAGGCAACUACACGUCGGACGGCUUCUGGAAAUUCACCAGCUCGGCUGUGUUCGCUGCCACCGUGGUCACAACUAUAGGUUAUGGGAACAUAAGUCCCAGCUCCACCGCUGGCCAGAUCUUCUGCGUGUUCUUUGCACUUAUUGGCAUCCCGCUCAACUUGGUGGUGCUCAACAGGGUGGGCAAGUACAUGCUUGCCAUAGAGAGGAACAUCUCUGACUUCCUCGAGGGGAAGACCGGGCGGAAGAGGUGUACACGCUUUUUCGUCCACCUGGUGUCUUACCUGUCCGGGGCAGUGCUCUUCUUUGUCGUGCCCAUGAUUGUGUUCCAACUGCAUGAGGGCUGGACCUUCUCCCAGGCCAUCUACUACUGCUUCAUCACCCUCAGCACCAUUGGCUUUGGAGACUUCGUGGCAGACAGCAAUCCGGACAAAAUAUACCCAGAGUGGUACAGCGUCCUCAUGGCCUCGUGGAUCUUCUUCGGCCUGGCCUGGCUGUCCCUCCUCAUCAACCACUCCAUCGACAUCCUGGAGCGACUCAACACCCACUUCAAACAGUGGUGGGUUGGACAGAAGCAGGAGGGCGAGUCUGGCGGCGCAGACGUCAACAACCCAGACACACAGGUGGAGGAGGAAGACGAGAUCAAGAAGCCUCCAAUAACUCAGUAGACUGCAAAACAAGGUGAAGAUUUCAGCGAGCUGAAGUUAUACAAUUAUCUGUCUAUAGAUCGGGACAUGGGAAGCGGGCGUAAAGUACGGGGUAUGGCUGAGCCCCGGCAGGAUCUAUGUGUGCAUUAUGAGAAUGUAAAAUGUUGAGAGUCUGCAAUGAUUCAAUGUGCGGCCGAGCAAUGGUUUGUCAGUUUUGAUCCCUUUCUCCUUAACUAGAAUAUUGACUCAUUUUUGUUGAGUCAGGAUUGUUUGUUCGGCGGCAUGCAACAUGCUGUUUCGUUCUGUUAGCACUUACUGUAACUGUAAAAGAUGU
This is a messenger RNA of Anarrhichthys ocellatus (wolf-eel), 1397 nucleotides long. Its product is annotated as potassium channel subfamily K member 17-like. The record is from RefSeq and is a predicted model, not a curated record. Gene Ontology annotation, cellular component: plasma membrane. Lineage: Eukaryota; Metazoa; Chordata; Actinopteri; Perciformes; Anarhichadidae. Gene Ontology annotation, molecular function: potassium ion leak channel activity; outward rectifier potassium channel activity. The transcript is spliced from 6 exons. The coding region runs from base 83 to 1084 and encodes 333 amino acids. Gene Ontology annotation, biological process: potassium ion transmembrane transport; stabilization of membrane potential.